Messenger RNA from Protopterus annectens (West African lungfish), 1462 nucleotides. It is a transcript of the gene U2AF2, whose product is annotated as U2 small nuclear RNA auxiliary factor 2. The record is from RefSeq and is a predicted model, not a curated record. The coding region runs from base 71 to 1114 and encodes 347 amino acids. Gene Ontology annotation, biological process: mRNA processing. Gene Ontology annotation, cellular component: nucleus; U2AF complex; U2-type prespliceosome. The transcript is spliced from 8 exons. Lineage: Eukaryota; Metazoa; Chordata; Ceratodontiformes; Protopteridae. Gene Ontology annotation, molecular function: poly-pyrimidine tract binding; pre-mRNA 3'-splice site binding.
AAGUAAAUGUUGCUAAUCUGUUUCUUCCCAAGCUGCUGGACAGAUUCCUGCAACAGCCUUGCUUCCCACUAUGACUCCUGAUGGUCUUGCUGUAACUCCAACUCCAGUUCCUGUUGUCGGCAGCCAGAUGACUAGGCAAGCGAGGAGGCUGUAUGUUGGCAACAUACCAUUUGGUAUUACAGAGGAAGCUAUGAUGGAUUUCUUCAAUGCCCAGAUGCGUCUUGGGGGGCUGACUCAAGCACCAGGGAAUCCUGUUCUUGCGGUUCAGAUUAAUCAAGAUAAAAAUUUUGCAUUUCUGGAGUUUCGCUCUGUGGACGAGACGACCCAAGCUAUGGCAUUUGAUGGCAUCAUUUUUCAGGGACAGUCGCUGAAAAUUCGACGUCCACAUGACUACCAACCACUUCCUGGCAUGUCUGAAAAUCCAUCCGUAUAUGUACCAGGUGUUGUUUCAACAGUUGUUCCAGACUCUGCACACAAAUUGUUCAUUGGUGGAUUGCCUAAUUACCUUAAUGAUGAUCAGGUGAAAGAACUCCUCACUUCCUUUGGACCCCUGAAGGCUUUUAAUUUGGUUAAAGACAGUGCAACGGGGUUGUCUAAAGGUUAUGCCUUUUGUGAAUAUGUGGACAUCAAUGUCACUGAUCAGGCUAUUGCUGGACUGAAUGGUAUGCAGCUUGGAGAUAAGAAACUUCUUGUCCAAAGAGCCAGUGUUGGAGCAAAGAAUGCUACUUUGAGCACAAUAAAUCAGACUCCAGUAACACUGCAAGUUCCAGGUUUGAUGAGCUCACAGGUGCAAAUGGGAGGACACCCAACAGAAGUUAUUUGUUUGAUGAAUAUGGUGUUACCAGAAGAACUUCUGGAUGAUGAAGAAUACGAAGAAAUUGUGGAAGAUGUGCGUGAAGAGUGCAGCAAAUAUGGAACUGUUAAAUCUAUUGAGAUACCACGCCCAGUUGAUGGUGUUGAGGUACCUGGUUGUGGAAAGAUUUUUGUGGAAUUCACAUCAGUUUAUGAAUGCCAAAAAGCCAUGCAGGGUUUGACGGGAAGGAAGUUCGCCAACAGGGUGGUUGUCACCAAGUAUUGUGACCCAGACAGCUACCAUCGCCGUGAUUUCUGGUAGAAGAAGAAAAUUUAACAGGGAUAAAAAUGACAAGGAAAAAAAGAACUUUGGGGAAUACAUGCUACACAAAGAACAUUCUGGAAAUGCCACUGUUUUAGCUGGCAGAAUAGUGUGUUAUAUUUUAUGGCCAAAUGUUUCUCUGGUUGUCCGCCUCUGGUCCCACCCCCCCCCCCCCACCCCAAGUCAUGUUCAUAUUCUGUACCACCCAGCCUUCCACUUCAUUAACCCACCUCAAAGCGGACCAUACAGUAUCCGUGAUGGUUUUUCUGUAGUAGAAAUGUCUACUUUUCUCUGUGGCAGUUUUCUUAUUUACUAAAAUUACUCAUUAAAACAUUUUGUUGUAUUUUA